AUGGGGUUAGAGGUGUUUGAGAUCGAUUCCACAACACCCCACCACGGCGUCUACGUCGAUCGCUUUUCUGUCCAGCGAGAGACAAACGGGGGGUGGGUCACGCUACGCGCCCGCACUCCCCUCAGCGCGGAGAAUCACCAGUGGGCCGUCUGCGUGCUCGACCAGGGGGAGGCUAGCGACGGCUCCGGGCUCAUGCUCGGCCUGCUCCCGCAGCUCACCCCUCAGCUCACGGCCUCGAUGGAGAACAAAUACAUCUCAGAACUAGGCGGGUGGUGCCUCUCCCGCGCGGGGGACUCGUACGGCGCGUGGAAGUGCGAAAAAUUACCGUUCUUUUCCGGAUGCGUCGUGGAGUUUGAUUGGGAUGCCACAACAGGAUCGCUGUACAUCGUGUGCGGCAAACGACGCGCGACGGGGAUUAUUUCGUCGGCAACUGACUCCCAUGCCCUCUAUCCGGCCAUAUCUAUGUACUAUUUGAAUCAAAAGGUUGCGUUCGUUUAG
This is a messenger RNA of Phytomonas sp. Hart1, 498 nucleotides long. NCBI's taxonomy places the organism in Eukaryota, Euglenozoa, Kinetoplastea, Trypanosomatida, Trypanosomatidae. The record is from the annotation of a GenBank genome assembly.